UUUAUUGGCCUUGAAGUGGCCAAAAGUCCCAAGGGAAUACACCUUUCUUAAGGAAAAUAUGCUCUGGAGAUUCUGGAUGCUGCAGGACAGCUUGGUGUUAAGCCUGUCUCCACCCCUAUGGAUUACAAGGUGCAUUUAAAGCUUGAUGAUGGGACUGAUUUGGUUGAUCCUACAUCUUAUCAAAGUCUAGUUGGCAAGUUAAUUUAUUUAACAACAACUCGACCAAACAUCAGCUUCUCAACACAGCAGGUUAGUCAGUUCAUGUGUCAACCCACUCUUACUUAUUAGAAGGUAGUGAAUCGCAUUCUGUGAUACAUAAAAAAGCAUCCUGGCACUGGUUUGUUAUUUCCAUCUGAUUCUUCUCUCAGUUUCAAGGCAUUCAGCGAUUCUGAUUGGGGCUCUUGUCCUGACACUCGCCGCUCUAUCACUCGAUAUAACAUCUUUUUAGGCAAUUCCUUGGUUUCCUGGAAAUCUAAGAAGCAGUCUACUGUCUCCCAUUCCUCAUGCGAGGCAGAGUAUCAAGCUCUCGCUCAUACAACUUGUGAAAUCACGUGGCUCUUGUAUCUUCUUUAGGACUUCAAGGUGCCUCAUCCCCAUCCUGUUUUCCUGUACUGUGAUAACCAAUUUGCUAUUUAUAUUGCAUAAAUUAGACCUUUCAUGAACGAACCAAGCAUAUUGAGCUUGAUUGCCACUUGGUUCGUGAGAAACUCCUUGCUCAAGUCAUCAAAAUCCUCCACGUUCUCUCCUCACAUCAACUUGUAGACAUCCUGACAAAGCCUCUGUCUCAUGCUCUGUUCUCCUCUCUUCUCUCCAAGCUUGGAGUGCUCAACCUCUGUCCUCCAGCUUGUGAGGGGGUAACAGCCACACAAGACAAAAGUUCAGUUUUUUCUUCUUCAUAUACACGGACCAAAACCAUAGAGAAAGGAAUGUAGCUGGAGUGAUCACGUGCAAGGAACAUGCCACCCCAACGGUCGACAAUGACCUUUUUACUGCAUUUUCAAGUUUUACUAUUCACUCUGUUUUCACUUGCCCAAGCUGGCACUUUUGUCUUGUAAUGAGGGAUUUGGUAUCUACAAAAUAUAUAAAGGCAAAACAAGGGUUAACUUUUCAGGAAUUUGAAUUUGCAGCCUUUAGAGGGUUUCCCGGAGGGGCAAUACUGUCAAUUUACUAUCAAUUAAGUGAAGUUGUGCGUUUAACACAAGUACCUUCCACUGGACCUUACAGGUGGCCGAAUGGGCCAGCCCGGAGGCCAGAUAUGGGCCCAAACUCCCCCGCCAGUAGUCGAUUUUAGGUUGCGGUUAAGUGGGAAGACAAGCAGGGUACAUAAUCGGUUAAAAUCCAACGCCGGAAGAAUACACCAUUUAGGGAGGAGCAUUGACACUGGACCUUACAAAUGCAGACAUCUUUCGCCAUAAGGGUUCUGUUGCUCUUUCAAUCCGGACGGCGGCAACUGAGAUCAAUACCCGGAUUACCAAUCGCUUUUGUAAUUGUAGCUGUCAACGAAGAUCGAUCAAGACAAGCAGGGUUCACAUCUGGAGUACUCUUUCAAUCUGGUAAUUGGGCCGUCAGUUCGGCUUGCUAUCAAAUUUUGCCUUUGAAAUGUCGAAUGGUUAGGUACAUAAUUGGUUUUGGACUGUUGUAUGGAAUAGUGAAUUUCCUACUCCCACUACUACAGAAAUUACCGUAAUUCACUUUUGCGUUCCCCUGUUCUCCAUAUCCGACCCUAUUUCCUUCUCCCCUUUACUUUUUGCUGUAAUUCAGUAUGCCGGCCAACAGUCAGCUAGGUUUAUGGUGUGAUUGUAGUUAGAUUGGUGGUGUGAUUGGAGACAGGCGCUCGGAGGCCCCCAAUGUCAUACUCAAUCUUAUUCAUUCGAAAACUGAAAUAUCUCUUACUUCCUCUCACGUACAUAUAUACGUUUCAAUUGGAUUUUGAUGGGGCUUAAUUGUUUUGUCCACUCUUGGUCUUGGUUCAAGUAUGGCCACACUACUCCCAUCUGCAAGCCUUUUAUGUUUUCUAUUUUUGGCUAUUUUAACGGGCCCUUGCCACUUUGCAACCAGAACAACAUCAUCUCUAACAUAUCAAAUCAAUUCCUAAACUCCCACCUAUUGCCGUCGUCGGAGAUAAAGCACAAAGAAGCCGCCGCCAGCAUCCGAAAUUCCCUCUUCGUGUGUAAGCCUCUGGAAUGGGCAGGGUGGUUUCAAUCUACCAUGGAUUUUCAUUGUCCAUGUAAGUUUGGUUUUCUUUCUUCUUUUGCUGGAUAAGAUCAAUUAAUCCAUCUGGGUUCUGCCUCUGGUGCUAUUUUUGGCAUUUAAUACAAGUCUUUCUUAUGUUCAAGUUUGGUCCUUUACUUCAUCCCUUCAUAGCCGCGUGAAAGAGUUGGACUGAGUUUUGCUGUUAUGGUGAUUCUCUAUAGAGAUAUGCUGUCAUCAAGUUCUGAAUAUGCAAUUUUAGUGUGUUGGUGGUAAUAGUUUAUUACUUUGCGCGGACACUUAAUCGAAAUCCAAUUUCAUACUAACCUACCGCGCGGUUAUGAUUGAGUUGCUUAAGAUGUACGAUUGUAGUUUAAAUACACCUUACUUGCCUAACCAAAAGGAACAAGUAUGUUAGGUACCAUGUUUUACUCUUUCUAUCUAUUUGCGUUGACAUUAUAUAAGAUAUUAAGGAUGAGAAUGUCAUCAUUAUAUAUAAAAAAAUAUUAAGGAUGGGAAUGUCAUCAUUAUAUAUAAAAAAACAUUAAGGAUGAGAAACCAUGUUUUGAUGUCAUAUGUUAAUUCCAGAGCAUUUAGAUAUGGCUGUGUAUUUAUUAGACUAGAAUAGAUGUAGUAAAUUGUAGAUGAUAAAGAUAUCUAUUGAAAUCUCCAAUAUUGCAAUGGAGCAACCAUGGGUUUAGUGUUUACAGAAUGUGGGUCUCAUUCUUAUUCACUAAUUAGUAAUUACAUUACAUUACAUUCAAAUAAACCACCCUUCUUGGAUGUUUCCUCUGUCUUGGCUAAUUUUGUUAUGGGUUUCACAUUUAAGUUGAGUGGAUAAGUGAGAUAUGAUUUCCAAGUCAAGCAUGAUGUUGAUUAGCAUACCUAGAUAUACAGUUGCUAAUAAAAAUUAUCGUUUAUGGUUUCUUUUCUUAUUUAUAUUUCUGAGCUUCGAUUCCAUUCUUUCUACAACGUUUGGCUGGGUUCCCAUUGUUUUACGUUGGUGUUUUAUAGUUUCUCUGUGUUUUAGCAGGGAACAAUAUAUUCAAUUGGACUUCAAGUUUGGAGAUUCAAGAAGUUUGUAGGAUUCAGGGAUUUCGUUUAUGGAGUGGGGAUAGAAAAUUGAAAGAUUUCAGCUUUUACUGAAAUAGAAAGUGAUCCUUUUACUUUUGUUCUAUUUUGUUUUGACUUGCAGAACUCUUCACUUUGCUGUAAGGAUAUCUCAAAUGGAGGAGUUGUCAAGUCGACCUACAUUAGCCCUCUAUCUCUCAGUUUAGUGCGUGGAGAUUUCCAAUUCAUACAUGAUAUUUAUUGAAUUACUUCAUGAAAAAAAUAUUUGCUACAGUGAAAAUUAUUACAUUGUUGCUAGACAUGUUUGUGUUAUGAGAGUAAUUUGGGAAGUCUGUACACAAUACAUUGUUCAACUAACUAUUAGCGAAAACUUAACAUCAUGUUUUAUAUAUUUAUAAUCAAGCAACUUCAUAUUCAUUACCAACUGUGUGGUAAAAAAGAAUGCACUAUAUUGGAAAAGAACUUAAAGGACAUACUAAACUCUAUGAGAUAUAUUUUCUUUCAUCCUAAAUGUUGAUUAUGUGUGUAUGAAAUAUGAAAAGUAACUCUAAUAUUCAACUAUAUGAUUUAAUUAAACAAUGAAUGACAAUUAGUUUAUUUAUUUCUUUUUCAUUCAGUAAUUGCAUGUAAUGCUUAUACCAUACUUUUUCCUCUUUUCAUAUAGGUCUAAACACAUUAUGCAUAGUUGGAUCACUUUCAAAAAUGUUAUGUGCAUAACUAAGGUACAAAUAAUCAUUCCAUGUAUUGUAAAUCAUCUAUUAUAUCCAUUAUUAUAUAUCAUAUUUUUAGACAAAAUUCUCUCGGCCAACGGGCCGGGUCCUGUGCUAGUAUGAAUGAAAGGAAGUACAGAAGGGAAUAUCAGUUUUCCUUCUUCCAUUGUUCUUUGAAAUAUGCGUUGUUACAAAUAUAAACAAAUUCGGUACGGUAUUCGGUAUAUCCCAAAUACCGGUAGCAAACUUCCAACCCUACUCAUGGCAACAUAGUCGCCAAGGAAUGCCUCCACGAAGCUCGGGCAAAUAAGCAAUCUGUGCGCCUCGAAGUUGCAAGUGAUGCCUUCAGUGGCUUGAAGCUUGGCGAGUCCUUGAUCGAGAAUAAGCUACAAGCCACCGUUACUGGAGUUAAAGACGAGGGUGAAUACGGCGGUAUCCCAAAAUUGGGUAUAAUAAUUUUGUAUCUUGUUGGUGUUUGCUCCAAGUUUGUGUUCUGGUUCUUCUACGAAUCAACGUUUUUUUAGGUAAUGUCUAUUUAUUAAUCAAAUAUUUUCAUAAUUCUUUUAUUUUAUUCAAACCUAUUGGAAUUUUAUUUAUUAACCAAACGUUAAAUCUCCGUUAACUUUUUCGUUUGAUGAUGGUGAGGUAUCAGAUGUGGCGCUGAGUUGGAAGGAAUAUUCUAACGUGGCAGUCAAAAAAUGCCACAUCAUUCGGUCAACCAUUGACCAUCUUUUUUGCAUUUUUAUUAUUAGUCAAACAUAUUGAAUUACUAAUAAUUAGUCAAAUAUUAACUUCCAGUUAACAAUUUUGUUAGUAAUGUUAACUUUGGCGACAUGAUAAUGACUUUGAAGAGACACAUGGAGGUCAACAUUUCAAAAUUUUAGUAUUUUAACUAAGAAAAGAGUUACAAAUUAUUAACGGUAACAUAUAAAUGGCUAAUAUUUUGAUGCAUUACAAAAGAUUUUGUCAAUUAUUAGUAAUUCAAUAGGUUUGGCUAAUAAAAAAAAAAAAGAGAAAUGUUUGGCUAAUAACUACUGUUUACCCAAUUUUAUUUUAUUCAUUGAUGAGGUAGCAACCGAGUUGGACGUUGAGCUGAAGCAUCGUUAACAAAUAGUUAAUGGUAACAAAGUAAUGACUAUUACUUUGAAAUGUAACAAAAUAUUUGGCUAAUUCUUAGUAUUUCGAUAGAUUUGGCAAAUGAAAAACAAUCUAAAAAAGGUUUGACUAAUAAACAUAUCUCUCAUAGUCAGCAAAAAUAGAAAUGUAGCCUAGUUGGUUACAAUGCUCUUUCUUCAUUUUUUGGUGGUUUUUGAAGGAAGACAAUUUGGGAUCAUAGCCUUAAUGCGACAGUUCCAUCAAACAAUAUCAGGAAUGGGUUAACUUGCCUGCUGAUAGGACUCCUCAAUCCUCUCUCUCGAUAGCUACACCGGCUCAUACUGCCCUCAACAGUUCGGUGGUCUGCAAAUGGGAUGGUGCGACUAAGAAUAAUUCUCACUCGGCUGGUGGGAUGAUUGUUUGUAACCAGGAUGGGGAGGUCCUCCUCGCAAAAGGGGUUCAAUUUGACGUGAUUGAGGAUCCUAUGAUCGUUGAGUUGCUGGUCCUCCGAGAGGCUCUAUUCCGCUGUCUGGCUAACGGGUUCACUAUGAUGAGAUUCGAGGGCGAUGCUAAAGUAAUUAUUGACAAGAUUAACCACAGGGACACCCAAGAUAGUCGGAUAGGGGCCCUCUUAGAGGAGGUUUUAUAUUCUUUUUCGAUUCAUAGUGGUUUCAGAGUGCGAUUUGUAGGCCGGAGUAACAAUAGGGUAGCCUAUUUGGUGGUUCGCAAAGCCCUUUCUUUGCACCCAUCUUCGUGUCAUUCUUUUGAUUUCAGGGCAUCGUUAAAUUUCAUGAUGUAAUUAUCUUUUUUCUGAUCAAUAAAUUAUUAUCUCUUGUAAAAAAAAACUAAUAAAUAGUUAACCUUGGUUUUUCGAAUAAACCGAAUGUUAUAAACGCGCUGCUACGGAUCGGGAAAUCGCAGGAAUCGACAAAGCAAGAAUACGAAAGCGAGAAUCGAAAAACACGACACACGAUUUACGUGGUUCACUAACACGAUGUGUGUUAGCUACGUCCACGGGCGAGAGAGAGUCAGUUUCACUAUAUCGAGGAGAUUACAGAUUACAGAAGAGUAUGAGAAGUAUUUAUAGUACUUCUCCAUGUGGGUCUAAACCUAAUCCAAUCUAGCAAAGAAAACGGUUACAGACCAGGCCCAGAACCCGAACCCAAAUAACAUUGAGCCCAUGCACCGUGGGCCGGGGGCGUUGCCCCCGCACCUCCACCGGGGCGUUGCCCCUGGACCCCACUCGCUGACUGGGCAGCGAGACCCCCGAUUACCAGUCGUAGAGGCUGAUAGUCCGAUUCAAGUCACAUCAACACCGAACAUGUAAUAUUGUAGAUGUGGGGUUGAUCUUUUGUCGGCAGUUGUGGCGGAGAGUUAGGAGGGGCUGGGAUUGAAACUUGGAUAUCAUUGAGAAUCAUGUUAUUGUUGCGGUUGUUUAUGUCGUUUUGCUGCUUGUGGUGUUCAAGUUGGACCGCAACAUUUUUUUAUUCACGAUGUGAAUGGUCGAAUUCUGCUUCUCAUGCUUUGAAACUGGUGGAAGGAGACAACAAACUGGAUGAUGAAACUAGGGAACUGGAGUCUGGAGAGACAAAGGGAGAAUGUGCAGCAAGUGCCAAACUGAAUGUCGACCCUUUUGCAAAAUGGUUUUGGGAAAGCAUUCUGCCAGUUUUUAUGGAUGUCAGCCGACAAAUAUGCUUUUUGCUUGGAUCGCAGGACAAUAUGCAGCAGAUUGCGUGAGAAUUUAAAGGAGGCGGAAGAUGCCAUCACCAAACCCUAUCUCUAACUACACCUUUGAGUAUUUCAGAACCAUCAUUCACGAAAACACAGGGAGUUUAACAUCAUGAAAAACUGCCAGCCUGACAAAUAUAUGCUCUAUAAUAUAUUGUAGCUGAUGGACUUUUCAUUUGGACGUUGAUAAACUACCUCUUUCAUAUAUGCACAAACCUGUUUAACGGAUAGUAUUCGGAUAAUUUUGUUCAAUUAAUUAGAUAAUUUAUAUAGUUUAUAUAAAUUUAUAAUUUGUUUUAUUUGGGUGUAUGGGUUAGUUCUAAAUACGGUUAACCAAUAGAAUAAAUAAAAAAAUUAGUCAUAUAUCCAAUAUAUUGUAUACCAUGUAUUUAAUACUCUGCAAAUCAAUCAAGAGUAUGAUAUUCCUCUCUUUUGGAUUCGUAAAAAAAAAAUGUAUUUGUUUUUAUACUAUAUUUGUAAUUGCAAGUAGGGGUGUACAUGGGUCGGGUGGUCCGGGUUUAGACAUUUUAAUCACAUGAUCCAUGCACUACGGUUUGAAAAAUAUUAAACUCAAACCCACCCAAAAAAUUUCAAACCCUACGGUUUGUUUCUAAUUGGGUUGAGUCGGGUUGACAAUGUUUUUAAGUAAAAACCCAACCCAACACAAAAUAUGUAAUUAUUCUACACCAUAAAAAUAUUUUAUAACUAAUUAAAAAUUCAAACGAAUAAAUCGAGGUUAAAUGUAUCAAAAUUCACAAAUGUUGUUUGAAUUUUAAUAAAAUUUGAUUUACUUCAACUUAUAUCUAGUUUUUUUCACGAAAUUUGUUGAAAUUGGCUAAAAAUGUUAUAAAUGAACGCAUCCAUAAUAUGUUAUUCUAUUAAAAUUGUACACAAGAAAAAGAAUUACGUGAAUCAUAGCUAUAUUAAAUUUAUAUCUAAACUUUAAGCCGAAUAAUGCAUUAGAUUAGGG
Messenger RNA from Linum trigynum, 7764 nucleotides. NCBI's taxonomy places the organism in Eukaryota, Viridiplantae, Streptophyta, Magnoliopsida, Malpighiales, Linaceae. The record is from the annotation of a GenBank genome assembly.